This is a messenger RNA of Pundamilia nyererei, 2459 nucleotides long. It is a transcript of the gene sdccag8, whose product is annotated as SHH signaling and ciliogenesis regulator sdccag8. Gene Ontology annotation, biological process: centrosome cycle; neuron migration; establishment of cell polarity. The transcript has 19 exons. NCBI's taxonomy places the organism in Eukaryota, Metazoa, Chordata, Actinopteri, Cichliformes, Cichlidae. Bases 171 to 2459 code for a protein of 762 amino acids. The record is from RefSeq and is a predicted model, not a curated record. Gene Ontology annotation, cellular component: centrosome; centriole.
GUUAAAGGGAACGGUUCUCGGGCGAUACUGGUUAAUGAACUAAGCACACCUCCAUUGGGAUUUGACGACCGUUACGUCGUGCUGGAUGUGAUGGUUGUUGCUUUGAUUGUUGUACGUAGCCUAGCAUGUUUCCUUAGUUAACAGUGCGAUUUAACGACGAUUAAACAUCCAUGAAACCGACAGACUCGGAUGAAGAUGAAGCAGAGCACCCAAGCUCCAUGCAGAAGGAGCUGAGGCAGCGGGCCAACCAAAGCAUCCAGCAUCUGAGCAGUGCUCCGCUGCAGCUGGACCCUGAUGGAGAUGAGGUGGAGGAGGUCAGAGGUGGUGAUGAAGACCAUUAUACAACCAUGGCCGAAGAGGACAAGGCUGCAUGGAACCAAAAGUCACAGAGUGAAGCAGUUAAUCAGCUGAAGAGCCUUCUGCUGAAGCAGGGCAGAGAAAUUCCCAAACCUGUCUCCCCUUCCAAGAAACAGUCUCCAUCCAAGGAGGGGAUGUCCAGUUUACCUGCCUUUCAGGAUUUGGUUCCUGUAUUUCACAAGUCAGAAUACAUCCAACAUCUGGAAGCCGAGGUUAAAUUCUGUAAGGAGGAGCUGCAGGGAAUGAAACAGCGGAUCAGAGUAGUGGUGGUGGAAAAUGAGAAGUUACGUUCAGAACUGAAAGCCGAAGCUGUGGAUGAAUCCCUAAAAGAUUACACGAUCCGAAACUCCACGAUGAAUGAAGUCAUCGACAACAGCCACGUAGCCUCCAUUCGAGACCACAGUGUGCUACAGAAAGAAGAACACAACACAUGGAAAAAUGAGCUGGAAAAACUGAAGGUGAUCUACCAGGCCCAGAUGGAAAGCUUGGAGGCCCAGGUCAUCUCUCUCAGAAAGGAUCUGUCAGUCAGUCAGAAGGAGUGCGAGGAGGUGAAGCUUCGCCUGAGACACAGGGAGAAGCAGGCCGCAGAUGCACUGAAGGCUGAUGGAGCUCCUCGUGUGGCAGGAUUGUGCCUGAAGUGUGCACAGCACGAAGCUGUGUUGGCUGGGACUCACACAAACCUGCAUGUCCAGGCUAUUGACAGACUCACAAAAGAGCGUGAUGAGUUACUGGUGGCUCUGCGUGCUGUGAGGACCAGUCAGCAAGAGACACAACAGAGGGAGUGGUCAGCCUGUCUCCAGGUCAAACAGGCUGUGGAGAUGGCGGAGGAAGCAAACCUGCAGAAAGCUAGGGUGGAGGUGCAGUGCGAGCAGUUGUCCAGGGAGCUGGCUCGACAGAGAGAACAGCUCGACCGAGACGCACACGGUUUGCAGCAGAGACUGGCUGAGGCCAGAGAGGAGGGCCGAGCAGAGGCCCGCAAACAAAAAGAGGAGCUGACGAAUAUAGUGUCUGGCCUUUCCCAGCGUGUCGCUGAGUUGGAAGGACAGCUAGACAGAGCUCUCAGAGACAAGAGUUCACUGACCAGUCAGCUGGAGGACACUCUCCGCACACUUACCAGCCAGGAACAAGAAAACACAAAGGUAUGUGUGGAUCUGAGAUAUCAGCUCAGCCAGGCCGCGCUGAAGAAACAGGAGGCUGAACGAGAGCUCAGAGAGCUCAACGCCAAGACCAGCAGACAGAUGGAAAAGGCAGCACAGGAAGUGGAAAGGCUGAGCUCAGAGCUGGUUGGCUGUCGGCAGCAUCUGGAGGCGGUCCAAAAGGAUGGGAGCCAAUGGCAGGCCGAAGCCCUGAGCCUAGCAGAACAGCUGGCAAAUGCCCAGCGCCAACUGCACCUCACCAGACAGGACAGAGAGGGUGCAGACCGGGCUCACGAAGAGGAAAUGGCCUCGGUGACUCUUUCAGCUCGGGAAAGGGAGCGAGAGCUAACUGUGAUGCUGCAGCAAGCAGAAGCCGAACACCUGCAGAGAGUUGGAGAGUUGGAUGGUCUCCUGAGUUCCCAGAAUUCCCUCAUUGGGAGGCUGAAGGAGGAGUGCUGCAACCUGGGGACCAAACUGGAAGAGCUGGCUGAAAAAAGCAGAAGUGAGCUGGAACAGCUGGCAUUGGAGAAACAACACUUGGAGGAAACGGUGAAGAAUCUGAGAGCUCGCUGCUCGGAUAUAGAAGAACAGUGUGUCCAGCACGGUCGCAUGCACCAGCGCAUGAAGGACAGGCUGCAGCAGUUGGACCGUCACUGUCAGAGCAGCGCCCAGCAGGUGUGUGAGCUGCUGGCCAAACAGAACCAGCUGAUGCAGGAGAGAAACACACUGAGCGAGGAGAUGCAGAGCCUACGCAUCGAGCUGCCGAACAUGAGACUCUGUCCACAUGAGUCUGUCUCGCCGGUUUCCCUUCAUCGCUCCGUGGAUCACGAUGUUCUGUUCAGUCUACGCCAUCUCUGUGCCUUCGACAAGAGCGGCGACGACCUCGGCCGCGCAGCGACUCGGGAAAAUGCGGCCCACUCUGCCAAACAGCUGGAAGCUGUCCGCAAAUGUCUCAUGCAACUGUAA